This is a messenger RNA of Angiostrongylus costaricensis, 543 nucleotides long. NCBI's taxonomy places the organism in Eukaryota, Metazoa, Nematoda, Chromadorea, Rhabditida, Metastrongylidae. The record is from the annotation of a GenBank genome assembly.
AUGAAAGCUCUGUUUACGGUUCUGGUGCCUAUGUCCCUAAUCAUAAUGACGUCUGGUCAAAGACGGAAAGGUGCUCAAACAGGUAGUCCUUCAAACUCUCAAGAGAUGACGCAGACGCGUGGAAGCGGACAAGGCUUUAGUGGAUACGACGGCAUAGAUGGAUAUGGUGGAUACAACCCCUAUGGUGGAUAUAACCCUUAUGGUGGAUAUAAUCCCUAUGGUGGAUUCGGUGGAAGAGGUGGAUAUAAUCCGUAUGGUGGAAGCGAUCGCAGAGGUGGAUACAAUCCCUACGAUGGAUUCGGUGGCAGAGGUGGAUAUAACCCUUAUGAUGGAUUCGGUGGAAGAGGUGGAUAUAAUCCGUAUGGUGGAAGCGGUCGCAGAGGUGGAUAUAGCCCCUAUGAUGGAUUCGGUGCUAGAGGUGGAUACAGUCCUUACGGUGGAUUCACUGGAAGAGGUGGAUAUAACCCCUAUGAUAGAUUCAGACGCAGAGAUGGAUACUUCCCGUAUGCUGGAUACGUUGGUACAUUUGGAUAUAGUCCCUAA